Halichondria panicea is the source of this 852-nucleotide messenger RNA. Its product is annotated as leucine-rich repeat and death domain-containing protein 1-like. Gene Ontology annotation, molecular function: protein binding. The record is from RefSeq and is a predicted model, not a curated record. Bases 82 to 849 code for a protein of 255 amino acids. The transcript has a single exon. NCBI's taxonomy places the organism in Eukaryota, Metazoa, Porifera, Demospongiae, Suberitida, Halichondriidae. Gene Ontology annotation, biological process: signal transduction.
AAAAGGUGGGCGUGUUGGUUUGGAGGAUAGCAAGCAAAUGGUGUGGAUCUGAGCUCCUAAAAUGAUACCAAAGCUUCAGUAAUGACUGCAGAAGGUACACAGCUGGAGAAAAUCCUGGAAACAUCAUCCAAGAGCAAGAGUACAGUUCUCAAUCUGAGCCACAGGAGUAUGAAAAUCAUCCCAGCUCAAAUCUCCACCCUUGAUCAUGUGCAAGUACUCUUACUCAAUAAUAACAGCAUUAUCAUGCCACCAGAAGAGAUUACACACCUCAAGAACCUUGUGCAUUUGUCACUAGAAUGCAAUCAAUUGACACUGUUACCGUCUGAUCUACACAAACUCUCUACGACAUUAACAUUCUUGAAUCUGAGUCACAAUCCGCUAACUUUCUUACCUCCCUAUGUCUCCAAGAUGGUCAAUUUAAAGGAGCUGUGGUUAGAAGAUAUUGGACUAUCAAGUUUACCAAAUGAAUUUUUGACGUUAAUUCAGCUUCAAAGGCUCUCGUUGAAAGGCAAUGAUUUGUUUGAGAUUAAUACAGAUACUUUGAAUCGACUAAGCAACCUACAGUGGUUGUCUUUGGCUAAGAAUCAGUUGCAAAGUAUUGAUACACUUCAUUUAAAGAGCUUGACAGUGCUGAGUCUGGCAGAAAAUCAAUUCAUUUCGUUUGCAAGUGCUCUACCAUUCAAAUGUACUGCUUUGGAGUAUGUAGACCUUCAUCAGAAUAAAAUAUCAUCUUUGCUACCUGAAGACAUUACUGCGUUAUCUCAUUCUUGUUUAUCAAAGAUAGAUCUAAGAAACAAUGUAAUCAUAGACAAUUCCUCAUUAUUAUCAUUGAAAGUUAUUAUUUUAUAGUUG